GACGAUAGCAUCGGAUUCUGGAGGGCAUUUGUUGCAAUCGACGCAUGCGCCCGUUCCGUUGCUGCGACGAAAGCCUGGGGCCGCUCGUUGACGUCGCGUCCCGCCUUCAGCUGCGCCAAGCCGUGCUCGUCGCCGACAGCAGCAGCGCCGAGGCGCUGCAGUGGGCGGGCGGCUUGCCGUUCGUCCUCCAGAACCUCCAAAUCGCCUCUGUUGUGGCGCUCGAAGACGUCAAGCGGUCGCCAGCCGCUACCUUGAACCCGUUCCAGCUCGUGCGCCCGCCAAGCGUCGCUGUGUUAACGUGCUCGGCCUUGGGCGACGUUGAGGCGACGCUGCGCGCGAUGCUGCCGCACGUGACGCAGCUCGUCGUCCUGUCGACAAUCCCCGAGACGGCCCAUGGCCCGGCCUUCUCGUUUGAGGCCUUCCGCGCAUCGCUCCUGCCUGCACCCGCCAAGGUCUAUGUCGAGUACGUUCCUCUCAUGUACGCACCGCUCAGCGAAAAAGAUGGCGCCGACCCGAGCGUAUUUGUGCUCACGCACCCCACGUGCGCGGCGGCGUUCCCGCUCAUGCGCACGCAGUUGCCGGCGACACCCGCGACGCACGUCAACGAGAUUGCCCCGGCCGACAUCCCUGAAGCGAGUCGCAGAGCUUUCAAGCUCCUCGCGCAGGUCCUCGCCGGUAUCCUCCAGCAAUGGCGCUUCCAGGUCAAGGACCAUAUUUUCGCUCUGGGUGGAACGUCGCUCAAGGUUGGUCACACUCUGUUGCAUACGCUGCACUUGAUGCAAGGCGAGUGCACACCAGGAGACCUCAAGCUGCUGCAGCCGGCCAACUUGAUUCUGAUCGACCGCACACUGGACCUUGCAACGCCGUCGUCGCAUCAAUUUUCUCUUCUCGAUCGCAUUCUGCAACAGCUGCCCAAGGCGUCUACGCCGCCCGCCGCGGAGCACAUCACGCAGGUCGCGCCACUGGAUGCAGCGGCCGAGCACGCCAAGAACCGUCUGUCGGUACCCGCAUCGUGGAGUGGCGGCGUCAGUGUUUGCCACGGCCAAGACCCCGUAGCAGCGGCCACCGUGCGCAACCUUUUGAGCCACGGACCCGUGAACGCGCUUCGAGAACUCUCGACGAGCCUGCGCGCUGUCGCUAUGGACCUUAUCAAGUCCAAGGCGACACCGACGCCCGAGAAAACGCCCAAGGACCAGCCUCUCCGCGGCCGCGACGUCGUCCAGCGAUGGCUUGCGUGCAUCGAUGGCGCGUACGACCCCAAGGUGACGUGGCAGCACAAGAAGCUGCUGCAGCUAGGCCUCGCGGUGCUCGAGACAAUGGGCCGAAUGGAAACCACGCAAGCUCUGUGGUCGCACGUGGCCAACAUUGAGAAGCGGUACGCGCAGAGCCGCUUCCAGGGUGCGGCCGAGUGGAUCCUUCCCGAGGUUGCCGACCUCGUCAACCGGCAAGGUAUGGUGCCCGACGAGCCGCUGCUAUCGCUCGAUGCGGUUUUGCAGCUCUUUGUCUACGCCUUUGCGAUCGCUGGCAACCACGAAAUGGAAGACUACACGCGUGGCAUGGUGCGGCAAGCGCUUCAGAAAGCGAUCCUGGCCCACGACGGGUCCAGUGACCUCUUGCCGCAAGACUUAUGCCAACUCUUGAUGACGUGCGGCAGCGUCAGCAGUAAGAACCAAGAACCACUUCCCACCGAGGCGACCGAAGAAGACGACGAGUGGGGCUGGGACGACGACGCGGCCAAGGCCCCACCGUCACUACCAACCACAGCAUCGCACGCCCCCGCGACGGUGGCCGCAGUCGAAGCGUACGUGGCGCAUCUCUUGCCCGUGCUCGAGGAGUGUGGACAACUGUACCAUGAAGUGGCUCCGGCGCUUGCCAGUGAUUUUGCCCUGGGGCUGCUGCCGCAAGUGGUGUCGCAGCUCGUGGACCCAUCGUGCCCGACGAUCAAGGACCUCCAGCACGUGACAGACGCCUCGGAGCAACUCGCACGCGCCGGCAUUGACCUGCUCAAGUCGGGUCUCAGUGUGUUUGGCUUGAGUGGCCAAGGUAUCAAAGGCGCGCCGGUGGUUGUACCCCACCUCUCGACACCGGGCGCGGUCUGCGUCGUCUUUGUCAUCGGCGGCAUCUCGGCCCACGAAGUGCAGGCAAUCGCAGACGUGAUGAAGGGCCGGACGGACGUGCAGCUCAUUUUGGGCAGCACGACGCUAUCUACGCCGACGACGUUGUUGCGUCACCUCGUCGCGUAGGCGCGUUCGUCGUACAUGCACCGGAAACAGCGUCGAGUUUGUGCUCGCAGAUCUAGAGAUCAACAAUCCUCUGUCGCUUCCAUUCUCAAGAUGCGAUUAACUCUAUCAUCUACUUGCUGCCGUGCAUCCAGCGAUAGAUGACUUCGGCCAUGGCGUUGGAGCCGCGGGCGUCCGUC
Molecule: messenger RNA, 2419 nt
Organism: Saprolegnia diclina VS20
Lineage: Eukaryota; Oomycota; Saprolegniomycetes; Saprolegniales; Saprolegniaceae
Exons: 12
Coding region: 45-2243 (732 amino acids)
Biological process (GO): vesicle-mediated transport; intracellular protein transport
Source: RefSeq, a predicted model, not a curated record